This is a messenger RNA of Exophiala aquamarina CBS 119918, 2424 nucleotides long. RefSeq lists its product as uncharacterized. Gene Ontology annotation, biological process: microautophagy; vacuolar transport; vacuole fusion, non-autophagic. Gene Ontology annotation, cellular component: vacuolar transporter chaperone complex; fungal-type vacuole membrane. Lineage: Eukaryota; Fungi; Ascomycota; Eurotiomycetes; Chaetothyriales; Herpotrichiellaceae. The coding region runs from base 1 to 2424 and encodes 807 amino acids. The transcript has 2 exons. The record is from RefSeq and is a predicted model, not a curated record.
AUGAAAUUUGGGCAACAGCUUCGCCAGUCCCUUAUCAAGGAUUACUACUGGCACUACAUAGCCUACGAUGAACUGAAAGACGCCCUGAAGAAGCCCUACAUCUCCGGCAAGAGCGGCGAACGAGAACCCUGGACCGACGAUGAUGAAGCCGCCUUCAUCCAACGCCUCGAAGCCGAGCUCGACAAGGUCUUCACCUUUCAGAAGCUCAAGAGCCAGGAAAUAGUCUCUCGCAUCAAGGCCAGUGACUCCGAGGUCAAGCAGGUCGUACAUCGUCAAGAACAACAGAACUCGAACGACCUCGAGACCGAGACCGACGACGACCUCGAAGCCGACUUUGAGCUGCUGGAGGCUGAUUUGAGCGACAUCAUCGCCGAUGUUCAUGAUCUAGCCAAGUACACCCAAUUGAACUAUACUGGCUUCCAGAAGAUCAUCAAGAAACAUGACAAGCAAACAAAUGUAUACUUGCGUCCUUCCUUCGCAACCAGGUUGAAGGCAAAACCUUUCUUCCAAGACAACUACGAUGCCUUCAUUGUCACUCUCUCAAAGCUCUACGAUCUGGUCCGCACACGCGGGAAUCCCGUCAAGGGCGACAGCUCUGCCGGAGGUGGCCAACAGAACUUUGUCCGCCAAACAACAAAAUAUUGGGUACAUCCAGACAACAUCACCGAGCUGAAGCUCAUCAUCCUCAAGCAUUUGCCCGUCUUGGUCUUUAAUCCCAAUAAGGAGUUCGAGGAGAAGGAUUCCGCCAUUUCCUCCAUCUACUAUGACAAUACCGAUACUUGGGAACUCUACGAGGGCCGUUUGAAGAAGACCGAGGGUGCUGAGGCAAUCCGUCUCCGUUGGUACGGAGGCAUGGAGAAUGAAACCAUCUUUGUUGAGAGAAAAACCCAUCGUGAAGAUUGGACUGGCGAGAAAUCUGUCAAGGCAAGGUUCACACUCAAGGAGAAGAAUGUCAAUGCCUUCAUGAAAGGCGAUUUCACUGUCGACGAUGCUUUCGCAAAAAUGCGCAAGGAGGGUAAGAAGAGCCUCAAAGAAAUCGAAGACCUGGAGCAACUGGCCCGCGAAAUCCAGUAUCGUGUCAUCACUCGCAAACUGGUGCCCGUCACUAGGUCUUUCUAUCACAGGACUGCGUUUCAGCUUCCCGGUGAUGCUCGUGUCCGUAUCUCCCUUGAUACCGAGCUGACCAUGACUCGGGAGGACAAUCUGGACGGCAGGCAGAGAGCUGGUAAGAACUGGAGACGAAUGGAUAUCGGUAUCGAUUGGCCAUUCUCUCAGCUACCGUCCCAAGAUGUCGAACUCUUCCCCUACGCUGUCCUGGAAGUCAAGUUGCAGACUCAGGCUGGCCAAGAGCCACCUCAAUGGGUGCGGGAUUUGACUGCAAGCCAUCUGGUUGAAGCUGUGCCCAAAUUCUCAAAGUUCAUCCAUGGCACAGCUACCAUGUUCCCCAACCGGAUAGAUCUGCUUCCUUUCUGGAUGCCUCAAAUGGACGUCGAUAUUCGUAAACCAAUCACGCAUCAAUUUGGUAUUGAAAGACCUGCCAAUACAGCAAGCUACUCCACCAGUGAUGUUGAUGACUCUGAGGAUGAGGACUUGGAUGACGGCCAAACAACGGGCAGGGCAACACCGCACGUGAAUGGCUCGAAUGAGAGUGACGAAGGCACUCGACGCCUAAAUGCUGCUCGGCGCGCCUUGGAUGAACACAGACGCGCUCAGCAAUUGGAUGACGACCGUGACGCCCAAGGUGCACCCGGGAAUACCCUGGACGAGGAAGAGCGUGUCUCAGCCUUACCACUGCCGGACAGUGAAUAUAUUUACGACUCGGAAGACGACGAUUACGGCGCUGUCGCCGACGAACUCGAGGAAGCCCGUCGCUCUGGCUCGUGGAAGUUCUAUCCUUUGGUGCUCAAACACCAUGUUCAGAAGGGUAGCAACCUAAUGUUCGAUGCCCUUCAUAAAUUGUCGGUGCCGACUACGACACGCUUGCCUCAGAAUGGGAGUAUCGGUGGCGUCAAUCCUCUGGGCGGUCCCGUUGCUACCGUCAAGAGAUUCAGAGCACCCAAAGGAAAGCGCAUCCACGUUCCCGUGCGUGUCGAACCGAAAGUUUAUUUCGCUGCAGAACGAACCUUCCUUAGUUGGCUCGAGUUCAGCAUCAUUCUUGGUACCAUCGCGGCAACUUUACUCAACUUCGGGGAUCAGGCUUCUCUGUAUUCGGCCUGGGGCUUCACUAUUAUGGCGUGUGCUGCAUUGCUCUACAGUGUAGCGAUAUACUGGUUGAGGGUUCAAAUGAUCAGGAAGAGAAGGGCCAGCAUCAGUCGAUACUAUGAUAAAUGGGGAACUUCAGCGCUGUGUGCUGGUUUAUUUGCUGCAACUGCCGUGAGUUUCUUUUUCAGGAUUCGAGAGGAUGGAUGGUUUAAGAAGCCCUGA